UCCCAGUCUAGUAUAGUGGUGAUGUGGCCAGUGUGUAUCUCCUGGCCGGGGUUCAGAGGCUAGUAUAGUGGUGGUGUUUCAGCACGGACUCCAUCUUGUCCCCGACCAGCACUGUGAUGCUGUCACCGGACAUCGACGUGGACCACUGCUCACAGGACAGUUCAGCCUCCAGGGAAGGGGGCUUCUUCUUGCUGAGGAAGGACUCGAAGCGGCGCUCCACACUUGUACAAAUACUCAUUCAAGAUACUGAGGAGAUCUGCAAUCAGUGGCUGAUGCUCCUUCACAGGGAUGCCACCAUGUCAAAUCCCAAACUUGACACUGAUCAUCUGAAGUGCCUGUUGAAUGGCAUCCGAGGACACAUAUUGGACCCUAACGUGCGAGCUCUAAAUACAGCCCUAGAUGAGCUGAGAGACAGCCUGACAUUUGACCAGACAGCGCUGAUGGAGAUCCAGCUAGCUCUUUAUGUGUUGCAUGAAGCUGUGAGCACAUGUCUCAAGACGCACAAGAUUCAGCCCCACUGGAUGUUUACGCUAGAUGGGUUGGUACGCGGUGCGGUGCAGACAACCCUGGUCAUACUGGCUCCAGAAUUUGAUGGUCAAGCAUCAGGAGACCAGAUUGAGGACGAAGUAGUCACUUCUGGGGUGUCAUCUGCAAACUCACUCAAACCGCUGUCAUUCAGGAAGGCAGCUGGUCGAGAACUGCAGUCGGAGCUGGAGCAUAUGGAGGAGGAGAACUUCAGGUUGCUGAAGGAGUUGGUGGAGGUGCAGAGGUCCUACCAGAGCCUGCUCCACAGAUCCAUAGAGGAGAAGAAGCUACAAGUGUCACAUCUGUCUUUACUAGUGUCCAAUAAAGAUCAAAAUCUGGCUCUGAAGUCUCAGACUAUGUCUGCAGGUGUUCCAGAGAUUCAGGUGAUCCCUGACUCGGAACUAGUGUCCUGGCUGUCUCAACGGAACUUUGACCAGGACACCAUUCACAAGGUGUGCCAGGAGGAGUACACUCUGCCUGACCUGCUGGAGCUGGCCACCAAGGAAGACCUCACUCGCCUUCAACUCAAGGGCGGUGUGUUGUGUCGACUAUGGCGAGCUCUCCUGACCCACCGAGCCCAGCAUCCUGCACCCAGGUGACAGUGAAAGAGAUCCGCUGUACAUACCACCAUCCCUACACAGUUCAUCACUCCACCCCUCACCACUUGCUGUACCUCCUUCUCCCAACACCAGCAGUGUGGCUGGGGUGCCAUCAUGGUGGGAUACAAUGUUACACCCAGUCAUGUCCUCCAUUUGCCAGUCAGCAUUGCACUACAGUUGGGGAGAGCCCAGUACUACAGCUUCUUCCAGAAGGGGACAUGCAGCCAGACUGGUCUAACUCCACUACAAUAAGUCAGUAAUAAAAGGAAGGUUCACAGUCCUAACAGUCUUGUGCCACUGUAAUCAGGGAGACAGAGACUCACACUGCAAAGCUGGCCACAAAAACAUAUCACAAGCAAGUGUUUCUUUUAGGUUUUUUGCAGGCAUAAAAACAGUUUAAUGUGACUGGUACUCUUAGUUGUUUUCCUGUGAACUGAUUUUAUUUGUACACAUUGUUGGCUGAGUUGUUACUGGUUUCUCUAGUGCGGUUUUGCAUCUACCUAUUGAGGACAACUUUACCCUCCUGACAUGGACAACAUAGAUUCCUACCAUGUUUUUCUAGCAGAAGAUGUGUGUACUGCCAACAAUGAUUACUGCUGCCAGUGUGCUGUACAUGCUGGAAAUAGAAGGAGCUGGUGGAGAAUACAUGAACAGAAAGAAGUCAUUUCCUCUGUGCCCAGUCAUAACAUACAUCACAUCACAUAGAAGUCAUCAGUGUCCAACCGUCAGUCUGAACCAGCCACUACCUCUUUGUCAACUCACCGAAGGCAGCCGCCAACCCAUCUUUAGGGGACCUCUGUGACCGGACAUGAGUGUGGGCAGUUAGUACACUCCAUCAUUACACCUUGAGAACAAUACCACGACUGACCAGGCACUUUAGGCUCAGUACUAAGUGUACUAAGUGUAGUUGAGAACAACAUAAUGUUUUAUGCUGUAUAGCUGACAGUGAAUCUGUGCACCAGUACACAUUUCAACAUGGCAGAUCAAAUGUUCAAUUCUACUCUGAUGCUGUUAACUCAACGGUGGAGCUCAUAAGGAGAUAUAAGGGUAGAUAACUCAAUGGGUUAUUUUAUUUUAAGUCUUGUUGUGUUUGACUCAGCAUUAUCAGCCCUGUGUUCAGCAGUAUGUGGUGCUGGUGUUUUUGUCUUAUAGUGUGUCUGAUUAUUUCCAGUCAAAGAAAGGAUGGAAAUUAUUCAUGAGUGUCCUACAGAAGUUGAGGGCAAUGUUGUGGUACUUAAGCAGGUGUGACUGACCCUAUCUUGUACCUGUUAGUAGACAAAACACCUAGAAAUGUUACAAUGUAGGAAACAUAUGCCAUGUUUUGGACUACUGAAUGCAGGGCUGCAUUUGUUUUUGUUAAUGGAAACCAGUUUGUGUGAUCUAUGUUACAUUACUUAACAUGUCUACUUCAAGUUCAUUUGUUUUGUUUGCAUUUCUGUGGAAGCUGACACUUGCCAUCAUUAACUAGCUGAUCAUGCAUGAUGUGCAACUGGUACCUUUCAUGGUAAAUCCAUACCUUUUGUAAUCAUCCUACACAUUGCCAUAUGUAGGCCCUUGAAUAGUCCCGCUUAUCCCACCUACAGUUGAUUCUCUUGUAUGACGCGUCAGAACCUCUCCAGGGGUGUUGAAACAUUUCACUCACAGCUAGGAGAGGCCAAAGUAGGGCAGCAUGGUGCCAUGCUGGCGCCAGCCGUGCUGAUACAAUCCCAUGCUGAUAGGUGUCUCCACCCAAGCACUUCAACCAUGUUUUCACUUCAGAUGGUGCUUAUUAUUUGUACACAUCGCUUUGUACUCACAUCAGAUACUAGUUCAUGUCACAAGUGACCACAAGUGACUUCCGUCAUGCUACAGUUCCACUACAAUUUGUAGUUUGGGUAGAUCUCAUACAGCAGAUUCAUAUGAGAUAAGGGAUACUCACCUUACUGGGUUGUGCAAACAUAGAUUAGUUGUGUGUGUGAAACAGGUCUCAUCAUAAGACAAUGUUUUGAGCAAACAUAUUUCAUUUAAAUACGUAUAGUCAUAGUAUUAAAGUCUUGAGAAGGCAUGUUGCAUCACAGCUGAUCCUAUCAACUCUAUGUUACUGGAAAUCUUCUUGCUGAGAUGCCUUGUCAAUAAGACAGGUGAUGCACAUAAGCUUGCUUUAAAGAUUUAAGGCUUACCUAACUGCUGAAAACUUACAUCAUCACAAUAUGCCCCCAUCUUUACAUUCAUGUUUUGAUCACUUUCAAGUGAAAAUGUGUAUUGAAGGAUCAGUUCUCUUCCUGAACAAUAUUUGUUGUGAUGAGUGUGAUGUAUUUAGAGGCAAGUGUCUCUGCUGCACCCAAAUCUACCCCAGCUCAAUUUGCUUCUAGCACCAUGGAAAACAUCUGUCAUACAUCAGCUCAUUUUGACCUCCUACAUUGUGACAAGUGAUUUGUCAAAGAAAGGGUGAGUGUAAUAUGUAGUGAAGCUUACUUGAUUUAUCUGAUGACAAUAAGUACCGGUUUCAAUAUUGCCAUGAGUAUCAUCAAUAACAUUGUUAGCUACACAAUUUGCCGUCUAGCUGGUCCAUGUGCCAUUAUUAUAGUUUCUGUACCAUUUCCACCUUAGCGGUUGACAACUGUGAAUGUGUGUCCUAUGUUGUGUCCAUCACUUGUGCAGCCUGCCAUUUCCUGACUGUAUAAAUUGCCUUACCCCGCAACAGGUAACUUGAACAGGUCACUUGCUCUAUGAAGGGUAGUCUGUUUAUUUGAACAGUCACUGUACUGGGUGCUGCAAUAGCAGUAUCAAGAACAGUUUCUUCACUUGGUCAGUGUAGAGCUGCUGUUGAGAGUAUUUGAAGGAAUAUAACAAUUUCAGUUACAGUUAAUGAUUUGUAACUCUCGGUAACCAUGGUGAAGUUGAUGCUAAGUGUGAUUAUUUCAGUGAAGGUUGGCUGUUAUUUAUUGGUGACUCACUAAUCAUAGUGACGUAGAUGCUCAAGGUGACAUUUUAAGUGGACAUUUACUGUUAGUGUUAAGUCUUACACUCCCUCUUUUUGACACCAACUGACAUGGUAUUUUAUUUUGUGUAAGUCAAAAAUACCCAGAUAAGACCUCCACUUAUGAAUCAGUGUUGGUUACACAUCUAAAGUGCCUCUCAUCUCCUUUAUGUUGAACCUGUAGAGGGAUUAUGUGUGUACAUAUGAAGAUCAUUGCAAUUUGUAAAUUGUUUUGUUAACAAAACAAGUUGUAUUCUUUUCUGAAGUAGAGAUUAUUUUGAAAAAUGUUUGUUUGCUGAAUGAAUUGAAGUGUUGGUGUUGCCAAACACUGAUAUUACAGAUUCAGAUAAUAAUGUUAUUGGUAGUGGUCAGGAAGACAACUGGUGUUCAUUUUAUAAGUUAGAUACUGUGCAGAGUAGGUUGUCUUUUAUGUUGCUACUCUCUGAAACAUGCUUUAGAUGUUGGUCCUGACAGGCAGCAGUAUCCUGCAGCAUCUGUCCAAUCCAGUCUUUCGUUACCCAGUCCAGUCUUUCGUUACCAAGUCCCCAGUGAUGUCAGUAAUUAUACAAUGUACGAUCUGUUACAUGUCUGCUAUUGCCAUAGCUUGUGUUUAUACAGACCACUCCCCCCAGCCUUAGCGUCAUGUGGCCCCGAAGUGCACA
Messenger RNA from Haliotis rubra (blacklip abalone), 4745 nucleotides. Its product is annotated as mitogen-activated protein kinase kinase kinase 5-like. The record is from RefSeq and is a predicted model, not a curated record. Bases 117 to 1124 code for a protein of 335 amino acids. The transcript is spliced from 11 exons. Gene Ontology annotation, molecular function: protein kinase activity. NCBI's taxonomy places the organism in Eukaryota, Metazoa, Mollusca, Gastropoda, Lepetellida, Haliotidae.